Molecule: messenger RNA, 896 nt
Organism: Darwinula stevensoni
Lineage: Eukaryota; Metazoa; Arthropoda; Ostracoda; Podocopida; Darwinulidae
Source: the annotation of a GenBank genome assembly
AUGCCUGCCCAACUGACGGAGAAAGUGAUGAAGGCACCCAUAGUGAAAGAGCAUUCUCCGAACGGAAGCGCAGAAGAGAAGGUGAAAGCAAAUGCGGAAGGAGGAAAGGAGAAUGUCCCACCGGGGGAAGAAAAACACUUCAAUGAGGACGCACAGGCACAAACGGAGAAGCAAGACUCUGACAAAGACGAUGAAGCUAAAACAACAGAGGAAAAUGGAGAGGAGGAAGACCAACCUUCGGAUAUGGCAUCGAAACCCAGCCGAGAAGCUGUGAUUUACAUGUUUCAGCAAGGUCAUUCACCUGCAAAGAUCAUCAAGGAGCUGAAACUGCCACGAUCCACUGUGUACAAAGCCAUUGCCCGCUACAAGGAAGAUGAGCCAGCAAUUGAAAAGCUGACUCCAUAUCAAGGGAAGAAGCGGAGCUUCGGGAGAUACAACUGCCCAAAAUGCAGCUCGGAAUGGUACAGUGCAAACAGUUGGGCCAACAUGGGGCAGUCCUGCCGAAACUGCGAUAUUAAUGUCUACCCCUGCAAUCAGUGGCGCCUGUUGAGGGGGAAGCAGAAGCAUCGGGGGAAGCCCCACCUGGAAGACUUGUGCGAGAAGUGCGAGACAUUGGGAGUGUCCUGCACCACAUAUUUCGAAGAUCCGGAUCAGAUGAGCCAGAAUGAACAACCUAAGUCGGACUCUGAAACUGAUUAGGUCUAUUGGAACCUUCAAGAGGUGCACCAGAAAAAUAUGACCCAAAAAUGCUUUCAAGAGAGUCCGCAUCAACCAAUGAAAUUAAGAGUUUUGAGGAUUUUAUUCAUCUUGAAUGCAUAUCUUACACUUUCUUGGGCUUUCAUAAUAUUUAUUUGUUUACAGUGAAUGAUGGUGAAUGUUUGAACAAAUGGAUGUUA